UCUUUGCCUUCUACCGACAUACCUCCUUAUUGAUCUAUCGCUGUACACACAUCACGUACUAUUGUAUUCUAUUGCGGGCAAAAUGUCGGAGCACAUCAAAGCGCUUGUUGCACGCGCCCUUGCCGUUGGGCCAGAAAACCCGCAGCAAACCGUCGGCGCAGCCUUUGCGAUUCUCAACAGCAAAAUCAAAAUCACGGUCAUGGCAUUCAGCCUUGCUGGCAGUCUUGCUGGAGCCAUGGUUCUAUUCCUGAUUGCUGUUUUCUUCUGGCGUCGCUCACUGGUCCAACCGCACCUCGCUCCGCCUGAUCUUCUUUAUCUCUCUAAUGGACAGCGUCCUCGGCUUCGUGCAAAUAAAGGACCUGGUGAGGGGAAAUAACACCGGCUGCCGCGUGUUCUACUUCUUCAACGGGUUCAUCACAUACACGAGCAUCUACACGUCCACGUGUAUUGCGGCCAACCUGACACAUCAUGUUUUUGCGGCCCAAGCUGAAGAUCCCGAGCAGGUACUUGGAGAUU
This is a messenger RNA of Linderina pennispora, 516 nucleotides long. RefSeq lists its product as uncharacterized. NCBI's taxonomy places the organism in Eukaryota, Fungi, Kickxellomycota, Kickxellomycetes, Kickxellales, Kickxellaceae. The record is from RefSeq and is a predicted model, not a curated record. Bases 83 to 376 code for a protein of 97 amino acids. The transcript has a single exon.